AAUAGAAAGAUGUCGGGCCGCAGGAAUGUGCUGUAUUUGUUCGACGUAGACGGCACAUUAACAAAGCCGCGUCAGGUGAUCCAGGAAUCACUCAAAUCUUUUAUACUGAACGAUGUCAAGUCUCGAGUGGCGGUGGGACUCGUGAGCGGGUCGGAUUACACGAAAAUCGUGGAGCAAAUGGGAGGUGAGGAGGUAACUAAUCAAUUUGAUUUUAUAUUUUGCGAAAAUGGCGUAGUGCAAUACCGACAGGGCGAGUUGAAGAGCGUGGAGAGUAUUCUCUCGUAUAUUGGCGAGGAGAAGCUGCAGAAAGUGAUAAACUUUGCAUUGGGUUACAUGUCAAAAUUAGUGCUCCCGGCCAAGAGAGGCAACUUUGUAGAGUUUCGGUCCAGUAUGAUAAACCUAUGUCCAGUCGGCCGCUCAUGCAGUCAGACGGAACGAGACCAGUUUUCACAGUUUGACAAGGAGCAUAAGCUGAGGGAGAAAUUUGUAGAGGCCCUCAAUAACGAAUUUAAAGGGUAUGAACUGAGCUUUGCACUUGGAGGUCAGAUCAGUGUGGAUGUGUAUCCAGCCGGCUGGGACAAAACAUAUUGUUUACGGCAUGUUGCAGAUGCAAACUUUGAUGAAAUCCACUUCUUUGGUGACAAGACUAUGCCUGGGGGCAAUGAUUAUGAGAUUUACGAAGACUCUAGAACAAUAGGACAUACUGUUACAUCCCCUGAUGACACUAGAGAACAGUUGAAACAAAUUUUGUAUCAUCAAUGAAUUUAAUAAUUAUAAUUAUUAAUAUACUUAAUAAUGUAUUAUAUUUUGU
Messenger RNA from Achroia grisella, 811 nucleotides. RefSeq lists its product as uncharacterized. The coding region runs from base 10 to 762 and encodes 250 amino acids. Gene Ontology annotation, cellular component: cytosol. Gene Ontology annotation, biological process: protein N-linked glycosylation; mannose metabolic process; GDP-mannose biosynthetic process. NCBI's taxonomy places the organism in Eukaryota, Metazoa, Arthropoda, Insecta, Lepidoptera, Pyralidae. The transcript has a single exon. The record is from RefSeq and is a predicted model, not a curated record. Gene Ontology annotation, molecular function: phosphomannomutase activity.